AUGAUGAUGAAGAAGUCGUCCCCGAAUCGCCACCGCAAGAGCUCACGCGCAAAAAAAAAAAACAAGGGGAAGGGAAAGAAGGUUGAACCCGAAACCGUGCCAAAAUCGAGAGCAAAGGGGAGACCUUGGACGAAAGUAGAGGAGGAGGCGCUAGCAAUGGCGUUUCUUAAGUCCUCAACUUGCCCGGUAGUCGGAAACAACCAAACGGGUAGUAGUUUUUGGAAGAAGACAACGGAUAGAUUUAACGCGAUUAUGGAGCAUGGUCCGGCUCGUGAUAUCGAAUCCGUCUCGGGCAAGUGGCGUAAAAUGAGCAAGGUCAUCAAUAACUUUAACGGGAUUAAUAACCAAAUUUACCUUUCUCCUCCUAGCGGGAGUAACGACGAGGACAUUCUUAACCUUGCUAUCGCCAAGUGGGACUCUCAAAAUCCAACGCCUUUCCCGCACUUCCGAGCAUGGAACGUUGUAAGGAAAAAACAAAAAUGGAAGCCGGUUCCAAAUGAGGUCGCAACGGCCAAACGCACUAAAACUUCCGAGUCCGGAAGUUAUAGUGCGGGAGGCUCCACCGCUCGUUGUCAAAUCGACAUAAACGACGACCCGGAAUAUGACGAGGAUGCGUUGCCCGUUCACGAGUCGGAACGUCCCACCGGGAGGGACAAAGCAAAAAAAGAAGCGGCCGGAAAGCGAAAAGGGGCCGGCUCGAGUGGAGGUGGGGGCGAGAAGGCAUCGUAA
Helianthus annuus (common sunflower) is the source of this 729-nucleotide messenger RNA. RefSeq names its product glutathione S-transferase T3-like. The record is from RefSeq and is a predicted model, not a curated record. Lineage: Eukaryota; Viridiplantae; Streptophyta; Magnoliopsida; Asterales; Asteraceae. Bases 1 to 729 code for a protein of 242 amino acids. The transcript is spliced from 2 exons.